Molecule: messenger RNA, 822 nt
Organism: Gaeumannomyces tritici R3-111a-1
Lineage: Eukaryota; Fungi; Ascomycota; Sordariomycetes; Magnaporthales; Magnaporthaceae
Exons: 1
Coding region: 1-822 (273 amino acids)
Source: RefSeq, a predicted model, not a curated record
AUGCAGUCAGUCAUCAACUUUGACCCGAGCCGAGCCGAGCAGAUUCUCGGGUUUGCGCUCGCGGCGUACACGGCAGACGCCAUCUUACCCCAGCCCGACCCCAACGACCCGCUCUGGGAGACCUUGGUUGGGACAAUGCAGCGCCCGCCAGCUCCGCAGGGUUGGUUCGAGGAGAUCAUGAACUCCGGGCCGAUGCGCGAGGUCACAGGCGUCGUCGGCAUUGUCCUGCCCGCGGCCAUCUGCUGGGCCUUCCAUUCUCCCGAGACCAAAAAGAAGACGGCCGCCUUCCUCAAGCGGCACUACAACCGUCUCGUCUCGUGGGACUCGGCAGUGGGGCUCGUCUCGACCCUGCUCCCCCAGCUGGCUCUCGUGACCGUGGGAGGGUGCCUCUCCCUGUGCUGGACAGGGGACACCGCCGCGCUGAAGGGCCUCGGAGAGGCGUUCUCGUGCUGGACGGUGUCGACCAUAGUGUAUCACUGCAUAUACUGGCACCCGGACGCCACCACCGCCAUGGCCCCCAAAGACGACUGCAGCAAGAACGCCACCCGCCGUCGCACUAUGCCCUCCAGCGCGCUAGCCCUGGGCCUCCGCGCCGUGGGCAGGCAUGAUGCCGGGUGCCACGGCCGCUUCGGCAUGUUUUUCGACAUCAGCGCCGGUAGGCCGUUCUUCAAUGCGCUAGCCUCUUGCUUAUUUGGGGGUAUGGAGGCCAGCUUCCUCGGCUACUUUGCCGGCUCCUAUAUUGCUGCCGAUGCCGCUAUGCGCCUGGAGCCGGCCAUUCAUGGAUAUUUGGGCACGCUGUCCAGCAGGGCUGGAGACCCAUAG